Anopheles darlingi is the source of this 807-nucleotide messenger RNA. RefSeq names its product fibrinogen-like protein A. The transcript is spliced from 2 exons. NCBI's taxonomy places the organism in Eukaryota, Metazoa, Arthropoda, Insecta, Diptera, Culicidae. The coding region runs from base 1 to 807 and encodes 268 amino acids. The record is from RefSeq and is a predicted model, not a curated record.
AUGAGGACACAAGGACGCAAACAGCAGCAACAGCAGCAGCAGCAGAAGCAGGAACAACAGCGCAAGAAGCUUCAAUUGGAAAUACAUCACCACCGAGAACGAACGGAAAACAACAAUGCAUCUCAUGAGAAAACACUAACAACUAAAACACCGAGUCCAAAGUUAACUAGUAUCACAUCAUGCAAGGGCGCACCAGCCAACAGCUCCGGAGUGUAUCUUAUCAGUGACAAUAACAACAAUAGUGCCCCGUUUAAAGUGUACUGUGAGAUGGAGAAGUUUGAAGGUGGCUGGACCGUCGUUCAACAUCGCUUCAACGGUUCGGUUGAUUUUUAUCGCAAUUGGGAUGAAUACCGUGAGGGAUUUGGUCAGUUGGACAGCGAAUUCUGGCUCGGGCUGGAGCGAAUGCAUCAACUCACGACAGCUCGCCCUCAUGAAUUGAUAGUCGAGAUCAGGGAUUUCGAGGGCAAUUACGGGUAUGCCCGGUACAGUGCGUUCCAAGUAGGCAGCGAAAGUGAGGAGUACAGCCUCAAGACCUUGGGAUCGUAUUAUGGCACCGCAGGUGAUUCGAUGACGGAGGACAACAUGGGGGAAAGCUUCACAACAAAGGAUCGGCAAAACAAUUCGGAACCCGCCUAUCGUUGGGCUGUUGAUUGUGCAGGCGCUUGGUGGUACGGUUCACUUGGUGGCUUUGCGAACUUGAACGGACGAUACCAGAACGCUACCGAUAUGAAAUCAAUUUGGUGGUAUUUCUUCAAAACAGACAUGCGAGGAUUGAGCUUCACCAGGAUGAUGAUCCGCGAAAAGUAG